Molecule: messenger RNA, 858 nt
Organism: Octopus bimaculoides (California two-spot octopus)
Lineage: Eukaryota; Metazoa; Mollusca; Cephalopoda; Octopoda; Octopodidae
Biological process (GO): DNA repair; telomere maintenance
Molecular function (GO): DNA helicase activity
Source: RefSeq, a predicted model, not a curated record
AUGGGUUACCUGCACAUGCACGAUUCUCCAGGAGGUACUGGGAAAACAUUUGUAGUUAAACUCCUCCUGGCUAAAGUUCAAGAAAAUAAAAUAGCUUUAGCUACUGUUACUUCUGGGAUUGCAGCAACGUUACUACCUGGAGGUCUGACUGCCCAUUCAACAUUCAAUUUACCUUUAGAUUUAUCUAACAAAGAAGAUCCAGUUUGUAAUAUAUCUAAAAAUUCUGGAAUGGGUGAACUAAUACAAAGAUGUCACUUAAUUGUCUGGGACGAAUGUACCAUGGCCCACAAAAUAACUUUUGAAGCUGUGGACAGAACAUUACGAGACAUUAGAAAUUGUAAUUCCAUGAUGGGAAAUGCCACAGCAUUAUUGUCUGGAGACUUCCGACAAACACUACCAGUUGUUCCAAGAGGAAUACAAAUGGAUGAGCUCAAUGCUUCAAUAAAGUCUUCUGUAUUAUGGCACCAUGUGAAAACACUUCAACUUUCGACAAAUAUGAGAUCAAGGCUUUCAAGAGAUCAAUCAGGUGAACUAUUUGCAGAACAGCUUUUGAAACUCGGUGAAGGGAGAGUUGCAAAUGAUGAAGAACAGUUUCUUUCACUCAAUCCAAUAUGUAAUUCAGCUGAUUCCGUCGAAGAUUUGGUGGCUGAAAUCUUUCCUAAUCUUCUUCAUAAUUACAAUACAGAUUGGAUCUGUGAGCGAGCUAUCCCGGCUUCAAAAAAUGUUGCUGUAAAUGGCAUUAAUAUUAUGGUAUUGAAUAAACUUCUAGGAGAAGUAUUCACUUAUAACUCAAUUGACAGUGUUGUUGAUGAUAAGGAUAGUGUUAACUAUCUCCCAUCGAAUUUUUCAACUCACUAG